Sphaeroforma arctica JP610 is the source of this 1371-nucleotide messenger RNA. RefSeq lists its product as hypothetical. The annotation marks the transcript as partial. Lineage: Eukaryota; Ichthyosporea; Ichthyophonida. The record is from RefSeq and is a predicted model, not a curated record. Gene Ontology annotation, molecular function: peptide-O-fucosyltransferase activity. Gene Ontology annotation, biological process: protein O-linked glycosylation via fucose. The transcript is spliced from 8 exons.
UGCCCCGAAAAAAUAUCAAUUUCAGCAAACCACUCACAUUGUGGACGAGUCCGUGUGGCGAGUGGAAUGCGGACAACGCAGGCUACGACCCACUUACGUUCGAGAACGCUGGUGAGAUGUGGCAUAGCACACCCUUGUACGCCAAAACGUACGAGUGUUUGAUUGGGCCGGCAUCGAUCAAGCACUUGGUGUCGUUUAUGGACGAUCACUUUGCGCCCAUGGCGGAUGGUGUCGAUGCAGAUACCACAUCCCAAGGCAAUCCUGAUGAGGAAACCACCGAAUCGGCGCAGGAGACGCUGGUGGCUGGUGUACACGAAACAAUAGCGCAAGCACUGCCCACAGACACCUCACUCGUAGACGAUGCAGAAGCGGAGACCGAGUCUACCAUUACCAAGACUAGAACUGUCGAGAUGGAGUCGUCUACCAACGCUGGAGACACCAGACCAGCCGAGCCCUUCUCGGUACUGCUGUCGCGGGUGGAGACGCUUAUGUGGCACGUGAUGUGGCACACAGAGGAGUACUGGGAGGCACGCACACACUAUGUAUUUGCGGCUGCACUCCGGGAAGAAGCAGCACAAUUCAUGCAGACCUAUGGUGUGGCGGAUGGGAACUAUCUGGCUAUACACAUGCGUCGCCGUGACUUUGUCUUUAGCAAACAAGGCAAGAUACCUGAGCUGACCGACGUUGCAACGAUCAUCAAAGGUCUGAUGGAUCAGCAAGGGGUUACCAAAGUGUUCGUAGCCACGGACGCGCCAGAGAGCGAACUGGAAGAACUUGGUAGACUCCUGAGCACAGAAGUGUUGAACUACAAAUACAAGGUGGCCGGGAAGGUGACACCCAAGCAAAGAGAGACGCACCUGGCCGACGGACAGCUGGCUGUCAUUGAUCAGAUCCUGUGCUCCCGCGCCAAGUACUUCAGUGGAUCAUUCCAGAGCACGUUCUCCAAUACAAUCUUCGAGGAGCGUACGUUGCUAGGUUACGACUACGAUACCACGUACAACUACAUUUGCCCUCUGCCGAGUCCAGAAAACCCCGAGAAUGGACAGGGCUGCACCAAACCCACCAGAUGGCUCUCGCCCUCGCCCGUGUCACAUUUUGUCCCAAACUUGGGGAGCAAGACCACCGGUGAGAAUGAGCGGGAACAUAUGAAGGAUGAACUGUAGAUGAGACUUAAUUGUGAGCAACCUCGCAGACGCACUCUGAGAACACUGAACGGGACACUUGACGUGACAAGUGCGGUGUGGGAUGUAAAUAAAGUCUGAAGUAUUAGUGCACGCACAAGCCGCAGGUGAACGUAAUAUGUGGUCAGAGAAUAUGCUUCAGGUGAACGUAAUAUGGGAUCAGAGAGUAUGCUUCAGGUGAACGUAAUAU